AUUCAAUAACCUCUGGCGGGGAAACCGAAAAGCUCAAACGUAAACAAGUUUAUAGGUUAUGUUUAAUGCAAGAAAUCGUGAAAUAAAUAAUCUUUCAAAAUGUUCAUAUAUGUUAAAAAUAAUAUAUUAUAUUCUUAAAAUUUAAAAGGAAAAACAGCAAACAAGAGAUAAUUAGAAAUUAAAUUUUGAAAUAAUUAAAAGAGAUGGAGGAGAACAAUAUAGAAAUUGAUCUAACAGAUUUUGUUGAAAGUACACCUCCUAAAAUACCCAAAACAAAUUUUACUAAAAAUGACACUGUUCAAAGAUCUUCUGAAAUUACCAAAGUGGACCUAACAUCUGAUAAUUUUCCAGAUAGUAAAGAAUCGGAAAUUCUAAAAAACGAUAUAGCUGAAGAAAUUUUAGGCGAAACAUCCGAAUUUACUUGUUCUUUUAAAUCUGCUUUUAGUAAAUUGAAGCAAUCAGAAUUCUUUAGCACUGAAUUGCCCCAAAGUUCACAAAAUGAAGUAACAACUGGAGUUCCUAAGAAUAAAAGUUCUACCAACUUCGAUAAUUUACUCAUUAAUCCAAAGCAGAGGGGAAAUCCUUUAAUGAAAUUUAUAACCAACACUUCCUGGGAAUAUUCAGAAAUUAUUCCAGAUUAUGCAGUUGGACGAACCACUGCUAUAUUGUUUCUAUCGAUAAGAUAUCAUCAAUUAAAUCCUGAUUAUAUUCAUGAUCGCCUUAAACAAUUGGGCAAAGCCUAUAAUUUAAGAGUUCUCUUAGUUCAGGUGGAUGUUGCGGAACCUCAUUAUUCCCUAAAACACUUGACAAGAAUUUGCAUUCUAGCCGAUUUAACUUUAAUGCUAGCCUGGAAUGCGGAAGACGCUGGAAGAAUUAUAGAAACAUAUAAAAUUUAUGAGAAAAAACCUCCGGAUAUGAUUAUGGAAAAAAAUGAAACAGGUGUUCAACAACGUUUAAUAAAUGCACUAACCACUAUAAGAUCUGUAAAUAAAACAGAUGCCAUGACCCUAUUAACAAAUUUUGGAUCAAUAUCUGAGAUAGUUAAAACAUCUGAUAAAUCUUUGGGACUUUGCCCUGGAAUUGGACCACAGAAAGCAAAACGUAUUCAUAAAACCAUACAUGAAACAUUUUUACGAAGUGAUAGUUAAUUUUUUAAAACGAAUAUGUAAUAAAAUUUUUAUUUUUCUACUAUUAUUUGUAUUGUAAUAAAAUUGUGAAAAACCAAUAAAUGAUUUACUCUAA
Molecule: messenger RNA, 1242 nt
Organism: Leptopilina boulardi
Lineage: Eukaryota; Metazoa; Arthropoda; Insecta; Hymenoptera; Figitidae
Gene: Ercc1
Product: DNA excision repair protein ERCC-1
Exons: 6
Coding region: 204-1148 (314 amino acids)
Biological process (GO): mitotic recombination; UV-damage excision repair; nucleotide-excision repair
Cellular component (GO): ERCC4-ERCC1 complex; nucleus; nucleotide-excision repair factor 1 complex
Molecular function (GO): damaged DNA binding; single-stranded DNA binding
Source: RefSeq, a predicted model, not a curated record